Meloidogyne enterolobii is the source of this 1237-nucleotide messenger RNA. The record is from the annotation of a GenBank genome assembly. Lineage: Eukaryota; Metazoa; Nematoda; Chromadorea; Rhabditida; Meloidogynidae.
CAAUACUUCUCCCGGAAAGAAAAUUGGUAUAAAAAUAAAAGAAGAAAUGUUGGAGGUCAACAACUUUGCAAAAAAUGUUUCUUCAAAAAAACAACAACAAAAUUUGCCUCAAAAAGAAUCUUUGGUUCAGGAAACAACGAAAAAAAUAACCAAGAAACGCAAAUUAAUAAAUAUCAAGGAAGAAAAUGAUAGCAGUUUAAAUCAUUCCCCCAAUAUUAAUAAUGCUGCUGCUAAUGAGUUUAAUCCGUUGGAUAAUAUUCUCAAUGAAAUUGAUGCUUUUGAUACUUCAAAUAAACCAAAAACCAAGAAGAAACGGGAAAAGUUGAUUAAAAUAGAAUCUACAAGCGAUGUCGAAUCAGGAAAUGCACCCUGUUCUAGUCAACAACUACCACCACCUGUUACUCCAUUUCCGUCUUCUGUUACUAAUAGGCCUCUAAAUAGAAUUGAACUGGCAAGGCAGGAACAUGAUAAUAGUAUGGUCCAAACUUUUUUACAUAAAGAUGAUCUAAUGGAAAGAAUUUUGGCUUAUAAAAUGUUAAGAGGAAAAGUUGAAUCUUAUUUAACGAUGAAGGCAAAAAUUGAUCUUAAUACUUGUAUUACGCCUGAAUAUGAGAUCAGGCCAGAUUUAGUGGAACCAGUUUCUGAUCGUUUACAUCCAAAAUUGGAAACAUUAAUUAAACAAGAACAAACUGAAGCAAAAAAAGAAGAGGAAGAAAAUCCUCCUCUUCCGCCUCCCUUUCCUCCUCCACCUUUAUUCGAUUCUUCAUCAUCUUUUAUUCCUCCACCGCCUCCUUCUUUAAUUCCUUCUGAAGCUGCUAUUUCACAGGCUUUACACGGUCCAAUGACCCCACCAGGUUCUCCUGGAACUAAUCAAAGUUCUUUAUCUGCUACUGGAAAUAACCACCAACAACAAAAGAAUCAUCAACAGGAGAUGUUUCCAUGUACUUCUGAUACUUUAAUGACUAAUGAAGAAAUUGUUCCAACACCGAAACAGUCUAAAUUGGAGAAAUCUGAAUCAACAAUAAAGAAUUGUUCAACAAAUGAAGAAUUAUUUAAAAAAUUUGGUGCAAUGCUUGGAUUACCACAACAUCAAAUUUUAACAUUUUUCGGUGUUGAUUCGAAGAAAUAUGGUGAUUUACAAUUUGAUGAAUUAUUGGCAACUUUUAGAGAAUCUCUAACUAAACAUUUAGAAGAGAAGGAGAAAAAGAAACUUGAAACUGGUGGAAAAAGGUUUUGA